This is a messenger RNA of Indicator indicator, 2154 nucleotides long. RefSeq names its product scinderin (gene SCIN). The record is from RefSeq and is a predicted model, not a curated record. The transcript has 16 exons. Lineage: Eukaryota; Metazoa; Chordata; Aves; Piciformes; Indicatoridae. Gene Ontology annotation, cellular component: cytoplasm; actin cytoskeleton. Gene Ontology annotation, molecular function: phosphatidylinositol-4,5-bisphosphate binding; actin filament binding. Bases 1 to 2154 code for a protein of 717 amino acids. Gene Ontology annotation, biological process: barbed-end actin filament capping; actin polymerization or depolymerization; actin filament severing.
AUGGCUCCUGACAGGUCCCCGUCGGUGUUCGCCGAUGCCGGGCGGCAGAGCGGGUUGCAGGUGUGGCGGGUUGAGCAGCUGGAGCUGGUGCCGGUGCCGCCCAGCCGCCACGGAGACUUCUUCGUGGGGGACGCGUACCUAGUGCUCCACACCGUCCGCCGCGGCGCCGACGCCGCUUACCGCCUGCACUACUGGCUCGGGAAAGAAUGUACCCAGGAUGAAAGCACAGCUGCAGCUAUCUUUGCUGUUCAACUGGAUGACUACUUAGGAGGAAAGCCUGUCCAGAGCAGAGAAAUUCAAGGAUACGAGUCUACUGAAUUUGUAGGCUACUUCAAAGGAGGAAUCAAAUACAAGGCAGGUGGUGUUGCCUCUGGAUUUAAUCAUGUUGUUACUAACGAUCUGAGUGCCCAGAGGCUUCUGCACAUCAAGGGACGGAGAGUUGUAAGAGCCACAGAAGUCCCCCUGGCUUGGACCAGCUUCAACAAAGGAGAUUGCUUCAUUAUUGACCUGGGAACUGAGAUCUAUCAGUGGUGUGGCUCAUCGUGCAAUAAAUAUGAGCGGCUGAAGGCUACUCAGGUUGCUGUUGGCAUUCGGGACAACGAGCGAAAUGGAAGGUCCAAAUUAAUUACUGUGGAAGAAGGGAGUGAACCAGACCAGCUCAUAGAGGUUUUAGGGAGCAAGCCAGAGCUUCCCGAGUGUGAUGACAAUGAUGAUGAACUGGCCGAUGUUACAAACAGGAGAAGUGCUAAACUAUAUAUGGUGUCAGAUGCCAGUGGAUCCAUGAAGGUGUCCAUGGUAGCAGAGGAAAAUCCCUUCUCCAUGGCCAUGCUUUUGUCUGAGGAGUGCUUCAUUUUGGACAAUGGUGCUGCAAGGAAGAUCUUUGUUUGGAAAGGCAAAGAUGCUAACCCACAAGAGAGAAAGGCUGCCAUGAAGAACGCCGAGCAAUUCAUACAGCAGAUGAAUUACCCUGCCAACACACAGAUUCAAGUCCUUCCUGAAGGAGGUGAAACACCAAUUUUCAAACAGUUUUUCAAAGACUGGAAGGAUAAAGAUCAAAGUGAUGGCUUUGGCAAAGUGUAUGUCACUGAGAGAGUGGCUAAAAUUGAGCAGAUUGAAUUCGAUGCUACCAAGUUACAUGAGUCUCCACGAAUGGCUGCCCAGCAUAACAUGGUAGAUGAUGGUUCAGGGAAAGUAGAGAUCUGGCGUGUGGAAAGCAGCGGCAGAGUUCCUGUGGGACCUGAGACAUAUGGACAGUUCUAUGGUGGAGACUGCUACAUUAUCCUCUACACUUACCCCAAGGGGCAAAUCAUCUACACAUGGCAAGGAGCUCACGCUACAAAAGAUGAACUCACUGCCUCUGCAUUUCUGACUGUGCAGCUGGAUCGGGUAUUGAACGGUCAGGCUGUGCAGAUCCGAGUCAGCCAAGGUAAAGAGCCUGCACAUUUGCUGAGCCUGUUCAAAAACAAACCACUGAUUGUCUACAAGGAUGGGACAUCCAAGAAAGAAGGUCAGAAACCUGCUCCACCCAGGCGACUCUUCCAGAUCCGCAGGAACCUGGCAGCCAUUACUAGGAUUGCAGAGGUUGAUGUUGACUCAACAUCACUAAACUCUAAUGAUGUCUUUGUUCUGAAACUGCCAAACAACUCUGGCUACACCUGGGUAGGAAAAGGAGCAAGCAAAGAAGAGGAACAAGGGGCUCAGUACAUUGCCAGUGUUCUUAAAUGCCAGACUGCUAAGAUUAAUGAAGGCCAGGAACCAGAGGAAUUCUGGAUAGCACUUGGAGGUAAAAAAAGAUACCAGACUUCAUCACAACUCUUGACAAAGGCUGAAGAGCAUCCCCCUCGCCUGUAUGGUUGUUCUAAUAAGACUGGCAGAUUUGUUAUUGAGGAGGUCCCAGGAGAAUUCACUCAAGAUGAUUUGGCUGAAGAUGAUGUCAUGUUGCUGGAUGCUUGGGAUCAGGUUUUUGUCUGGAUUGGGAAGGAUGCUAAUGAAACUGAGCGAGAGGAAUCCGUUAAAUCUGCCAAACGCUAUAUUGAAACAGAUCCUUCUGGCAGAGAUAAGGGGACCCCCAUUGUGAUCGUGAAGCAGGGGCACGAACCCCCCACAUUCACAGGCUGGUUCCUGGCUUGGGACUCCAACAAAUGGAAGAACUGA